This is a messenger RNA of Coffea eugenioides, 2754 nucleotides long. RefSeq names its product U11/U12 small nuclear ribonucleoprotein 48 kDa protein. The record is from RefSeq and is a predicted model, not a curated record. NCBI's taxonomy places the organism in Eukaryota, Viridiplantae, Streptophyta, Magnoliopsida, Gentianales, Rubiaceae. The coding region runs from base 1 to 2133 and encodes 710 amino acids. The transcript is spliced from 5 exons.
AUGAACCCGCCACUUCCUUUCCCUCCUUUUCACCCUCUGCCACCACCUCCCCCACCUUUCACCACCACCGCAGCUCCCGACCUCCCCACCGCCCUCUCCAAUCUCACUUCUCUCCUCCACAACACUCAAGCCACCCUAAACUCCCUCUCUUCUCUCCUGCCAUCUUCACCUCCAUCCGCCGCCCUAAUCCCUUGCCCUUUUAACACUAACCACCGCCUUCCCGCUUCCUCCAUCUUCUCGCACUACCUCUCUUGCCCCUCCUCCCUGAGCCCCCUGAACCCCCAAGCUCUCCUUCACUCUCUGAACUACCCCAAAACCCUCCAUUCUUCGUCGGAAAACUCCUUCACCCAGCCCCUCCAGAAUCCUAGCUCUACCGAACUCUGCUUUUCGCUAGAAAACUAUUUGAAUUCACCUCAAGAAAGUCAUUUUUAUUCUAAUUGUCCUGGGGCAGUUGUCAUUACUCCUUAUAAAUAUGAUUUUUCAUCCUCUCCACCUCCUAUGCUCACAUUGCCCGGGUUUUUAUCCGCCGAAUGUGCUAAUUUUACACACGCUAAUGGGCGUUUAGAUGAUAAGGGUUUUGAUGUGUGGCCCAUUAGGCUUCUCCCUUCGGAGAUUUGGGCUGUUAGGAAUGAAAUUGAGGCUUGGGUUGGUUAUCCUAGCUCGUAUUCAUAUAGAGUGCUUAUAUGUAUUUUGAGGUCGUGGAAGAGUAAUUUGUCAUUUUUGCACCCAUGGAUUAUCGCGAAUUCACCCAAAUAUGGCGUGGUUAUUGAUUUGGCAAUGGUCCCUCAUAUACUCUUAUUGUUUAGGUUUUGUUUGAAAGCUGUCACUAGGGAAGCUAUUGGUUUUUUGGAUUCUUUAAUUAGUAGCAAAAGGGAGGAUAAGAUUCAUUGUCCGGUUUUAAGUAAAGUAAUGAUGUGGUUAGGGUCCCAACUUGCUCUGUUGUAUGGUGAAACUAAUGGAAAGUUUUUGGCUAUUGACAUGUUCAAACAAUGUGUUUUGGAUUCAGCAUUGAGCUCUUCAUUUUUCCCUGUGGCAGAGAUAUCCAAUGAAUCCGCUAAAUUGAAUGAACUGGAUGAUAAGCUUGAAGGGCCAGUUGAAAAGUGUGGGAAGAAUGAGAGAAAUAGCAUGGUGCAUGAGACUGUUCAAAGCAGCGUGAUUUUUGCUUCCCAGGUAGCUGCUGCUGUUGCUUCAUUGUACGAGAGGUCUUGGCUUGAAGAGAAAAUUAAGAUGUUAAGGGAUACACGGCCACUUACUGCAUAUCAACGAGCUGUAGAACAUGAACACAUAUCUAGGAGAGCUGAUGAGGAGCUGCUGAAACGUUCUGACUAUAGACCUGUAAUUGAACAUGAUGGGGUACUCUGGCAACAGGCACAUAGCGAGGAGCCAAAUAGAGUAAAAACAAGAGAAGAGUUGCUGGCUGAGGAAAGAGAUUAUAAACGACGUAGAAUGUCUUACCGUGGCAAAAAGAUGAAACGAACAACAACGCAGGUGAUGAGAGAUAUAAUAGAUGAAUUCAUGGAUAAAAUUAAGCAAGCCAGUGGUCAUAGUUUUCCAAAAGACGGUGAAAACACAGAAGCAAGGGCUUUCGAAGGUUCUUCUCUGCACAACAGUUCUUCAGAUGCUCUUAAGCCUAGGAAAAGUGAAACAAAACUUGAGCUGAUCGGAAAUGAACAACAUGUUUAUGGAGCAUCUUUACAUUCUAAUCAUGCUCAUGGAUCCAUACAUUCUGAAGAUAAGUAUAUUGAACAUUAUAAGCAACACAAACGUACUUCUCAGCGGCAUGGUGAAAGUUUAGAUGACAACAGAAGUACUAAAAGGUCAAGACAUGACAGAAAGAGUUAUUCCAGAAGCCCAGAUCGACAGCGAAGUGGCUACCAUUUGCAUGGUUAUACAAGGAAUAGAGGGAGCCGAGAUGAUCCUGAAAGUUCUAGGGCAGCUAUCUCAAGAAGCUCAGAUACAAGUCGCAGCAAGUCAACUGAGCGAAAGACUAGCCGAAGAGAGGAUGAUGGGCGUAAUUCAGAACUUAGAAAUAGAGACAAAAGGAAGAAGCACAAUGAUAUCACAUCAGGUUCAGAGUUUGAGGACAGAUAUAAUCCCUUGGAAUCGCAUGAUGAUUAUGAUGAUGAUGCUUAAACCUUGCAGCUAUUUUAUUGAUUCACAUCUGCAAUGCUUGGAUAAUUUGAAGCAGUUCAAUGUCUUCCAUGAUGGCUUUCCUGAACUAUCUUUGAGAUAUUGAGUGGCUCUCUUGGUACUUUGGUGUUGCAGUUUAUCCACUCCUGUAUCCUCUUCUGUAUCCUUAGUUGUUAAAAGCUUUCUGGACAUCAAUUUUCUUCUGAAUGCAUGGCUUUAGUUUUUCCACAUGCAUUAAAGCAAAUAUUGUAUUUCCUUGCUUCUUGGUCUAUGCGUUCUGUUCAUUUGUGCGUGCUCAUCUGUCAUAUCUAUUUAUCUCAGUAUGAUAUGCUUCUGUUAUUGCGAAUUUGGCUAAUUACAGGUUGGCAAUAUCUUUAGUUGGAUGAAAAGGUGCAGAGUAUUGUGUGCGCUAUGAAUGUGUAGCAUUAGCAUGCUGGUUUCUGAGGUUUGCAGGGGAAGAAAGUGAGGUCUUUCUUCUAAGCAAGCAAAGCUUGCAUGGUUUGCGCUACUUGUUUAUCAUUGUCUUGCCAUCCUUGAUUGGUUGCAUGAUGUUUACCAGCCUUGUUGUAUUUACUGCAAAGAUCUUGAUUGUAUAUUUAAAAGUUCUGAGCCUCAUUUAGAUCC